Phascolarctos cinereus (koala) is the source of this 3026-nucleotide messenger RNA. RefSeq names its product actin related protein 2 (gene ACTR2). The record is from RefSeq and is a predicted model, not a curated record. Lineage: Eukaryota; Metazoa; Chordata; Mammalia; Diprotodontia; Phascolarctidae.
GGAAGAGAGAGCCUGGGCGGUGGCAGCGGCGGCGGCUAUAGUAGCUUCCCCAGCGGUAGCAGCGGCGGCGGCUACCCCAGCUGAAGAGGGAGAGAGGCAGGCAGGCGGCUUUGGUUCUCUCCGGGGUUCACAAUGGACAGCCAGGGCAGGAAGGUGGUGGUGUGUGACAACGGCACCGGGUUUGUCAAAUGUGGAUAUGCAGGCUCUAAUUUUCCAGAACACAUCUUUCCAGCUUUGGUUGGAAGACCUAUUAUCAGAUCAACCACCAAAGUGGGAAACAUUGAAAUCAAGGAUCUUAUGGUUGGUGAUGAGGCAAGUGAAUUGCGAUCAAUGUUAGAAGUUAAUUAUCCUAUGGAAAAUGGCAUAGUUCGAAACUGGGAUGAUAUGAAGCAUCUGUGGGAUUAUACAUUUGGACCAGAAAAACUUAACAUAGAUACCAGGAACUGUAAAAUCUUGCUUACAGAGCCUCCUAUGAACCCAACAAAAAACAGGGAGAAGAUUGUGGAGGUCAUGUUUGAGACUUACCAGUUUUCUGGUGUGUAUGUAGCAAUCCAGGCUGUUCUUACUUUGUAUGCUCAAGGUUUAUUGACGGGUGUUGUUGUGGACUCUGGUGAUGGUGUAACUCAUAUAUGUCCAGUAUAUGAAGGCUUUUCUCUUCCUCACCUUACCAGAAGACUGGAUAUUGCUGGGAGGGAUAUUACCAGGUACCUUAUCAAGCUGCUUCUGCUUCGAGGAUAUGCCUUCAACCAUUCUGCUGAUUUUGAAACUGUUCGCAUGAUUAAAGAAAAACUGUGCUAUGUGGGGUACAAUAUCGAACAGGAGCAGAAACUGGCCCUAGAAACCACAGUAUUAGUUGAAUCUUACACGCUCCCAGAUGGCCGGAUUAUCAAAGUUGGCGGAGAGAGGUUUGAAGCACCUGAAGCUUUAUUUCAACCUCAUUUGAUCAAUGUGGAAGGAGUGGGUGUUGCUGAAUUGCUUUUUAACACAAUCCAGGCUGCUGAUAUUGACACCAGAUCUGAAUUUUAUAAGCACAUUGUGCUUUCUGGAGGAUCUACCAUGUACCCUGGGCUGCCAUCUCGCUUGGAACGUGAACUUAAACAACUUUACCUAGAACGAGUUUUAAAGGGAGAUGUGGAAAAACUUUCGAAAUUUAAGAUCCGCAUUGAGGACCCACCUCGCCGAAAGCACAUGGUGUUUCUGGGUGGUGCAGUUCUGGCAGACAUCAUGAAGGACAAAGACAACUUUUGGAUGACCAGACAAGAAUACCAGGAAAAGGGUGUUCGUGUGCUGGAGAAACUUGGUGUGACUGUUCGAUAAACUCAAAGCUUGUUCUCAUCACAUCUUUAAAGCUUUCUUUUUUUUCCCUUUAUUGCCAAUCUUUGAACUCAUUCAGCUACAUGACAUGGAAAAGGCCUCUCUGUGCCCUUUGACUCGAAAGGUCAGGUUUUGUUCUGAUUUCUCUGGGAAGCUUUGUUAAAUGUUGGUUAAUGUGGCUAAAUUUGACUAUUUAAUUUGACCACUUCCCUACAAACAAAACGUGAGAGCUAAGGGGCCUGUCUGUUGCAUUGUUCCUUCUCUGUAGGUAUUUGGAUAAUUUCUGUAGGCUUUUUAUUUUCAGUUUACUGCUAUAAUGCUGCUAGCUUUUGUCUUCAGCACACCAGGUGGUUUGCCUUUCUUAGCAUAAGAAAAACUUUUACAGCAGCUUUUAUAUCCCAUUACUUUUGUGGGGGAGUUACCUUUGCACCCUUUGUAGCCUUUCUUCCAUAGUGUGUAGCUUAAAGCUGUCACUGCUACUACUAUAAAUACCUUAAAGCCUUCCAUGUUAAUGUCUUGGGGAAAUAUCUGCCUGUGAACUAGAAUGUUAAAGUUCUUCCCUCCCCCUUCCUCCCAGGGUUAGUGGGGAUGUGGGGGUGGGAAUGAGUCGAGAGGUAUUGUGUUUUGGUUUUUGAGCUGUAUAUCUUUUCUGUGAUUAUAUAGGGUGAACUUUAUUUACAUUACUUUAUUUUGUAGGCUUUCUAUUUUAAUUUUGGUAUACAUUUCCAUAUGAUACAAAAAGCAAGGGUGGAAUAAUAUCUAAUCCAUUUCCAUAUGGUUUAACCCUAGCUUAAAAAAUUUAAAAACAACUCCAAACCAUCACCAUCCUGGGACUGGUUCCCUAGAAUUUCUCAACUGAAAGAUGAUUUUAGUAAUUCUAAAUACGGAGAAAAACAUUACUUUAAAAACUGAAUUGUAAAAUUGGUUAUUUUUUAAAGUGCUUUUCUUUAUUUCUGAAGCACUCAUUAAACUUUUGCGAUGGCAGUAACCUGGUGCCAAGUACUGUUCUUAAAAAGUGGAGAUUUCCUGUAACUGACCAGUGCUGAUAUAAAUAAAACAGGCAGAUACGGUCACUGGCGGUAAUGAAGAAGAGAUACCUCUUCUUGUUGGAUUAAAAAAUAGCAUUGGGUUAUGGGACUUGUUGCCAGUUGAUAAAUGCUCAUUCACAAGUCAUUUUUGCUGGUCUUGAUUUGAUACUGGGAAGGGGGCAGGAUGAAAUUCAGUUGUUUGAAAUGUUUACAAAAAGAAAAUCAAGAUUAAAAAUCUCUAACUAUUGAAAAAAAUACUUGUAGCUGCUAACUAUCAUCCAUUUUUUAUGCUUGAAAAAAGAGUUGCUGUUUUAUGUAAAUGCAUAGCAGGCUGCUGCCUGUGCUACAUCAUUUGUAUAAAACUACACAGUGGUUCUUAGUAUUUAUUGGAAAUAUCGAGUAAUAUCAUGCAGACGAAGUUCUUUCCAAAUCUGUUGAAUAAAGUAACAGGAAAUUUUAUCACUGAGUAAAAAAAAAUGAGGAUUUUGAAGACCCAGAGCCUUAUUCCGGAAGUAAAAUUCCACUAAUAGUGAUGUUUAAAGAGAGGGGAUAAGGGGGACUGGACCUAUGAUUCCAUUGUAUGGGGAACUCUCUUAGGUGAGGAUCCUGCCUCUAUCUAUGACAACUUGGGGAGAGUUGCCUAGAGCACUGAGAGGUUUAGUGACUUCUCCAGAAUCACACAGA